This is a messenger RNA of Eremomyces bilateralis CBS 781.70, 2066 nucleotides long. RefSeq lists its product as uncharacterized. Gene Ontology annotation, molecular function: 3',5'-cyclic-GMP phosphodiesterase activity; 3',5'-cyclic-AMP phosphodiesterase activity. The coding region runs from base 152 to 1927 and encodes 591 amino acids. Gene Ontology annotation, biological process: cAMP catabolic process; negative regulation of glucose mediated signaling pathway; cGMP catabolic process. Lineage: Eukaryota; Fungi; Ascomycota; Dothideomycetes; Eremomycetales; Eremomycetaceae. The record is from RefSeq and is a predicted model, not a curated record. The transcript has 2 exons.
GCAUGCGGUAUCCUGUUAUUUGAACAAGAAUACAUGAGAAAGGAAAUAAUCCUAUCGAAUUGCCUCUUGGCGCAGACAAACAAUUGCUGAAUACACGGUUCAACUUGACCAAUUCAAAGCGUUGUCCUUUGGAUGUUCAUAAAGAGCCACGAUGGGAAGCGGGAAGGGCCGGAGCCGUCGUGAAAAUGACGGGAAGAUACAAGUGAUUUGCUUGGGAAGCGGUGGAGGUCCUGUCGAAGAUAACGUCACGGGAUUUUUGGUUCGUUCGACAACGACCAACUGGUCAAGAGGAUCUGUCCUUGCCGUCGAUGCGGGCGCGCAUUUAGCAUCAAUCAUCCGGAUCUUGGACAGCGACUUUCCGAAUGUCUCAGAAGCACCGCCCGCCCGUGAACCGCUGGAGAAUUCAGACACCAACGACGAUGGAGAUGACGCAACACGGACACUUCAAUCAGGCCCUUUUGCAGGCUUGCCAUUCCCGUUCAAGUCUUCCCGUGCGAACGGACUUCAUGUUGUCCGGGAGCAUGUGGCGACGUACCUUGUGACGCACCCCCACCUAGAUCAUGUUUCCGCAUUCGUCAUGAAUACUGCGGCUUUUCAUAACACGUCCCGCCCUAAGCGAGUUGCCGCGCUUCCGUUCACUGUUGCUGCCAUCAAGACCCACAUCUUCAACGACAUCAUCUGGCCGAACCUCACCGACGAAGAUGGAGGUGUUGGACUUGUUACUUUUCAACGCCUUGCUGAAGGUGGCAACAUUGCCCUCGGGGAAGGAGAAGGUCGUGGCUACAUUGAGGUCUGCGAUGGCCUUGCUGUUAAAGCCUUUCUCGUUUCCCACGGACACACUGCUAGCCCAUGCCGCUGGGGACACAGAGGCAGCACUCCGAAUAUCAACGCCCCCGAUCGCUCUGAAUCUUCGGCAGGGUUACACGGCGGUCAACGAGCCUCCUUCAACGCGGGACAUCAUUCCAUUACCCCUGUCAUUUCCCCCAAUCCCUUUGCGGCCGAUUCUCAAGGGCGGACUUCAUCUGGUUCCAACUUGACGCCGCUUGCUGUCGGUCCUACGACAACACCAAGAAGGCCUUCAAUUUUCAGCAUUCCAUCUCAACCUGGUACGCCUAGGGAUUCCAUCGUAUUCACCGACUUUGGCCAUCAGCCUCAAAGCGCAGCCGGUGGCGGCUGCGUGGUCGAUAGCACCGCGUUCUUCAUCCGGGGUGUUGCACCGGGUCAAGAAAUCCUGAUCUUUGGAGAUGUCGAACCAGAUUCAUUAUCGCACGUACCACGGAACCGGGAGGUCUGGGGAGAAGCGGCAUGGAAGAUCGUGUCCGGAUGCCUCGGCGCUGUUUUUAUCGAAUGUUCUUUCACCGAUGAUCAGGCGGAUGAGGGCCUAUUCGGACAUUUUGCACCCAGGCACCUCGUCACCGAACUACAGACGCUCGCAGAAUUUGUCCGUGAAUAUCGCAAGGAGAAAACAGAAGACAGGGAACGGGAGAAAUCCAAGCGGAAAAGACGAUCGAGUUCCGGUUUCGUGGCGGAUAUUGAUACCCUGGCAGAGGAAAGCGAAAGCCUCGGAGAGAGACCAGAGAGUUCCCGACGCGGAAAAGGCCGGAAGAAAGUGAUGAUCGAUGGCAAGGAGCCCAUCAGCUACAUGGACGUAAACUCGGGGCCGACAGCAGAGGUAGUUCCCCCUCCAUCUGGGGAACGGGGGCCAAGCGCCAUCGCAUCGGAACUCGCAGCAGGAGUCAGCGAACCUCCGCUAAAAGGACUCAAGGUCUUCAUCAUCCACGUGAAAGACACCUUGCAAGACGGCCCUCUAGUCGGGGAACGGAUCCUAGCGGAACUAAUCGAGCAUGAGCGGCACCUUGUCAGGGUCGGGAAGGCGAUGGGUUGCGAGUUCAUCCUUAGCAAGGCGGGGGAAAGCUAUCUGAUUUGAUGGCGUGGCGCUGCGCGUCGGAACGGGUCUCGGAGCGGAAUUGUUUUUGCUAGGAACACCCACGGGCGAUGGCGCUGGUGGACUACAGUGCGAUGUUUUUGAGCGGUUUGUUCUGAUUAGCACGAUACUUGUAGCGUUG